AUGUUAUUCAUUUAUUCAAGUGUCCUAGCAAGUGUUUUUAUUCCAAUUAUUUAUUGUCAAACAAUUUAUGAAUUAUUAGAUUCAUUUAGAUUUUUAAAUGAAGGUACAAUAUCAAGUUCUGAGAUUUAUGAAUAUCAAUAUGAAUUUACAUUCUAUACAGAACCAGAAAAUGUAACACGAGAAAAAUUUGCAUGGGUAGAAGAAGUUGUUCGACCGUAUUUAUAUCAAAAAGAUCCAACUAAACCUUUACAAUGUAAUUCAAAUCCAUUAUUAACUGGUAUCGAUUUACCUGGUGCUGAUUUUUUAUCAAUAAUACCACCAUUAGCUGAUCCAUCUCAUUGUAAUACAUUAUGUUGUACAUAUAUGUCAUGCACUGCAUGGUCAUAUGCUUCCUUAGCACCAUCAGAUUUUAAUAGUUGUAAAAAAGGACAACCAUGUUGUUAUUUAAAAACAUAUAUACCAGCAUCUGUUCCUAAUCAAGAUAUUAUAUCGGCAACGAUGAAUCGUACAUGUCCAUAUAAUCAUCCACCAACUGGACUAAGAUCAGCUGUACCAUUAGGUGGUAUAACAACAGGUUCAAUAGAAUUACGCGGUGAUGGAACAUUUCAUGAAUGGACAAUUGAAAGUCAAUCACCAGCUGCUGGAGCAAAAUUUGGUGUCGUUGAUGAUGCAUUAUUAGUAAUUCGAUUAAGAAAUUUACAAACAAAUGAAAAUCAUACUCGAUUAAUACGUACACAUUCAAAUCAUAAUUUCGAUGGUAUAGACACAAUUAAAUAUCAUGGAUCAUAUCCUGUCAGUAAAUUAGAAUUAAUUGAUUAUAAAUUAAUAGCAAAUAUGGAUUUAUAUGCUUAUUCAAUAUUUAAACCAGGUGAUUUAAAUCGUUCGAUGACACCAGCAAUUAUUUAUUCAUUAAAUAUUGAAAAUCCAAAUGAUUAUCCAAUUGCUAUUGAUUUUAUGUAUAAUGUACCAUUAUCAGUACAAAUCGAUCAAACAAGACUUUCUAAAACUGUAAUACAACAAAUAAUAAGUAAUACAUAUACUCAAUGUAUAUCAUAUUGUGAUCAAAAUAACUUAUGUGCUUCAUGGAAUUGGCAUAUUGUUAAUAAUCAAAGUACAUGUUUAUUAUAUAGUGAUAUUGGUAAUAAUGUUUAUUUAAGUGGUCAUGUUAGUGGUGUACGUGGACAAUGGACAUAUAAUAGAACUGGUCCAUUAGUAUUAGAUCGUCCAGGAAAAAUGCCUGCAAAUGGUCAAUAUGUAUUAUGGCCAUUUCUAUCAUCUGAUCAAACAAUGACAGCGACUAUUGAUAAUGAUAUUAAUAAUAUCUUAAGUAAUUUUUCAAUAAAUGGUGGAUGGUUUGAACAAACUGAAUUAAAAGGAUCUGCUGCUAAUGGUGCUGUUUCUAUUUCAACAAAAUUACAGCCUGGUAAAAAAAAGACUUUAUCAAUAUUAUUUGCUUGGUAUUUUCCUCAUCAUUAUUGGUUAGAUUUACCAUUAGAUAAUUAUUAUUCAUUAUUAUUUAAUAAUGUAACAACGGUUGGACAAUCAAUUGGAAUAGACAAAAAUGAUGAUAGUCAAUUGAAAAUAAUUAUAAAAGAUAUAUUAACAUUACAUAACCUUUAUUUUAAUUCGAAUUUACCCGAUUAUUUAGUUGAUUCAUUAAUAAAUAGUGCUUCUCAUAUGCGUAGUGCAAUGUAUUUUUCUAAUGGUGAUUGGCGACAAUGGGAAGCAUAUGAUUGUAAUGAUGUUGAUAGUGUACAUAAUGAUCAUCAACGUCAUUUACCAUAUAUUUUAUAUUUUCCUGAAACAGAAAAAAUUAAAAUGUAUACAUGGGCUAAAUAUCAACAAAAUGAUGGAAUGAUACAAGAAACAUUUACAGUUGGUUGUAUGGGUGAUACAGCACCAUAUGAUCAACAUGGUGGAAGAAAUAUGGGAGAUGUAACAACAAUAUUCAUAUUAGAAACAUUAGAAUUAUAUCGUUGGACAAAUGAUUUUACUUUUUUAAAAGAUAUGUAUCCACAUGUUGUAGCAGGUAUAAAAUGGCAAUUAAGUGUAUCAUCUCAAUUAGGUUUACCAGAACAUUUAGAAUGUACAUAUGAUAUACCAUAUAUGAGUCAAUAUCCAACAACAACAUUUAAUUCAUUCAUGCAUUUAGCUGCAUUACGUGCAUGUAUGGAAUUAACAUUGAUUAUGAAUGAUACAAUUACAUAUAAUGAAUGUUAUAAAUCGUACUUUAUUGCUGUUACACAAAUUAAUCAAUUAUUAUGGUAUAAUGAUAGUAUAGAUACAGGUUAUUUCUUAGCUUAUACAGGUGGACAAGGUGAAAAAGCAAUAUUUACAGAUGCAUUGUAUGGUCAAGUAUUAGCAUUUACAUAUGGAUUAGGUCCUUUAUAUAGUAUAUCAAAAAUGAAAAAACAUUUAGAAAGUGAAGUACGAUUAGCAGAUACACCAUAUGGUUUAAGAAUGUUAACUGGACGAGAACCAUUAACAAAUCCACAAGAUAAUUCUAUAUGGAUGGGUGCAUCACAAGAUUGGUCUGUAUUAAAUUUAUGGUUUAAUAUGGAUUUUGAUAGUGCAUUAAUACAAUCUGUAAAAGGUUUAAAUCAUGUACGACAAACAUUAAAUGAUCAAUGGAAUACACAUGGUUUAUAUGCAGGUGAUGGUUAUGGUAUCGGAGGAAAACCAUGGGUUACAUCACAUUAUGGUUUUCAUAUGGUCUUAUGGCAUUUACCAUUUGCAAUUACAGGUCAAUAUACAGAUUUAACAAAGGGUAUAUUAUUAUUUUCACCCAAAUUACGAUCACCAUUUAUUUUGCCUGUACUUAUUCCGAAUAUUUUUGGUUCAAUAAGUGCAACUCCAUUAUUAAAUGGACAAUCAUCGUAUACAUUUACAUUAUCAAUUGGAAAUUUAUCUUUGAAUGUACUUGCUAUUAAUAAUGUGAAAUAUCCACGUAGUAUUCAUCUAACAGCUGGACAAUCGGUACAGUGGAUUGGAUGA
Messenger RNA from Rotaria sordida, 2994 nucleotides. Lineage: Eukaryota; Metazoa; Rotifera; Eurotatoria; Philodinida; Philodinidae. The record is from the annotation of a GenBank genome assembly.